CUGGACGUUCAUUUCAAGAUAAGAUAGAACUUAGAAAAACUUCAGAAGCAGUCACCCUAUAACAACGAAACAAUGAUGGAUAAAUAUCACUGGCUCCCCUUUUAUGCAAAAUGUGGAUGAAAAAAGCUCUAAAUUUAAUAAAAGGAAACAAAAAACAGAAAACGAAGCGUUGGCUGGAUAAACACCAGAGUUUUCUAAAGGACUAUCUAGAGAGUGCACCACAGAGGAGGCUGGAUAAACUUGGAGUGUAUUUAAUAGAUACAACGCUGUUUGCAACCAGUAUCACAAGCAGUCUUAAUAUGCUAGACCAACGACACACAGAAGUAAAACGACAGUUACCUCCUAUUUCACCAGAUGUUUUGAGAGGAUCGGAUGAAGCUUUCCUAUUUAUGGAAUUGGUUAAAGAUAUCUCAGAUGAGCUGGACGUCGAUAUGCUAUGUCAUAAAAUUUUACGGAAUGUCUCUGUUCUUACCAAGAGUGAUAGGGGUAGUCUGUUUCUAGUCAGAGGAACGGGUGAUAAAAGGUAUUUGGUCCCAAGUUUGUUUGAUGUGACGCAAACGACAACAUUCGAAGAAAGCGUUGCUUCAGAAAAACCUAACAUUCGUAUUCCACUUGGAAAGGGUAUUGCCGGAGCUGUCGCACAGACCAAAGAAACUAUUAAUAUACCUGAAGCAUAUAACGAUCCAAGAUUCAACACAGAAGUGGACAUUAAAACUGGGUAUCAGACACACAGCGUCCUUUGUAUGCCGAUUUUGAAUAAGGAUGGCGAAUGUAUUGCAGUAGCUGAAAUCAUUAACAAAUGCAGCGGGCCGCCUCACGAGUUUACUCAGAAGGACGUCACCGUGUUUCGUCGCUAUCUGAUGUUCUGUGGAAUUGGACUAACAAAUGCCCACUUGUUCGAAAUGUCGUUAACGGAAUAUCGUCGAAAUCAGAUACUGCUGGAUCUGGCGCGACACAUCUUUACCGAGCAGACGAACCUGGAGAAACUGAUUGAGAAGAUUUUGAAGGACGCCAAGAACCUCUCAGGCAGCCAGCGAUGCUCAGUGUAUCUGUUGCAAAAUUUCGAGGAAUCGUUCGACGGAUAUACUGACGUUGGAUUUGGUAGACGUGACAAGGUAGACGGUAGGUACGAGAGAGAAUACAAAAUCGCCGAUGCAGUUGUGUUCUCAACCGUGUUUGAUUUGGAAACCACAGAUGACAGGAACGUUUACACCAUCAAUACAAAGCCGGAGAUGUCUGUAGGUGUCGCCAUAGCACGAGAUGUCAUAGUCUCAAAAAAGGCCACCCACAUAGAGCAAAUCGAGUUGCAGUCUAAAUACGCAACAGCCGAUUUCGCAAAGGACAACGAUGUUCAAACGUGUAUCACGACGGUACCGAUUUUCAACAACAAAAAACAGAUUAUUGGUGUGAUUCAACAUAAGUUUGCUAAGGAUUCGUUCGAAGAAGAUCACGAAAUGAUGAUCGAGGCGUUCUCCGUGUUCACCGGUCUCGGCAUCCACAACUGCAUCAUGUACGAGCAGGUGAGCACGCUGAUGGCGAAGCAGAAGGUUGCGCUGGAGGUUCUGUCGUACCACGUGGCCGCGCAGCCCGACGAGACGAAGAGCCUUGUCCAGGCGGACAUCCAGUCAGCGCAGCACUGGAAUCUGUGCUCUUUCACGAUGGACGACAUUGACCUGGACGAGUUGGAACUGGCCAAGGCGGGCAUUCGCAUGUUUCUCGAGUCAAAAGUGCUGAGGAAGUUCAAGGUGCCCUAUGCCGUCGUCUGCAAGUGGAUCCUGAGCGUGAAGAAGAACUACCGCCCGGUGAUCUACCACAACUGGCGGCAUGCGUUCAACGUCUGCCAGAGCGCGUUCUCCAUGCUCUACACGGGCAAGCUGGUCCGGCAGUUCGACGACCUCGAGGUGUUCGCCUUCCUCGUGGCUUGCCUGUGCCACGACCUCGACCACAGGGGCACGAACAACGCGUUCCAGGUGAAGGUGGAGUCGGCGCUGGCGCUCCUAUACAGCACGUCGGUGAUGGAGAACCACCACUUCAACCAGUGCGUCAUGCUGCUGCACAGCGAGGGCAACAACAUCUUCGCCUCGCUGUGCUCCACCGACUACAGGACCGUGCUCGGCUACGUGGAGCACUACAUCCUGUCAACAGACCUCAUGCGCUACUUCGCCAGGAGGGACGAAUUCAAAGAGAUCCUCAAAAAGGGCGACAGAAACUUCAAAAAGCCCGAGAGAAAGCAGCUGCUUUCUGCCAUGAUGAUGACCGGCGCAGACCUGUCGGCCAUGUACAAACCGUGGAGCAUCUGCUUCAGGACGUCCAAGCAGGUGGUGGGCGAGUUCUUCCACCAGGGGGAUCUCGAACGCCAGAAACUCGGCAUGGACCCGGUGCCCAUGAUGGACAGGAAGAGGCGGUCCGAAAUGCCCCGCCUCCAGAUGAACUUCUUCGACUCGGUGUGCUUGCCGCUGUACGAUUCCCUCUCCCAGUACGAGCCGCGGCUCCGGCUCCUGUACGAGAGCUGCUCGAGGAACCGCGCCGAGUGGAACAAACUGAUCGGCGCCGACAUCGACAUCGACAUCGACAUCGACCCUAACGCGCCGUCUUUGUCGACGAGAACGAUCCACCCUCUGCCCAAGUUGCCGAGAUGAAGACUCGUUCUUAAUCCUUAUUAAUCUUCUGUGGGGAAAGUGAGGAAGAUGGGUUUUUUUCCUUCCCCAAAACGGGAAGCAGUCGCAUAGAAGAACAGUGGUGACAGGUUCUGUUUGACAAACAAAGAGGAAUUGGUGUAGGCUAGGCCAGAUCAUUGUGGCAAGGCAGACGCGAUCAGCAGUAGGAACCACAACUAAUUUUGUUCCAAAUAUAUACCUGUAUACUGGAUCAUGAUUAAGUUUCACAGAAACAAGAAUACCCGACAAAGAGACGCCAUUGUAAAAUAUUUAUUAAAAAACAAAAAACAAAACCCCCUCAAACUAACAAACCAAAUGAAAACUUUACGACUGCCGUAAAGCAUCUGUAUUGAAUUAUUAAAAAAAGACGGAGAGAGAGAGGGGGUGGGAGAAGAAACAAUUCCUUUAGUCUUGAAAAUAAUAUUUUACUGUAAUAUCAUGAUCAUCUAAAUUUCACCCCGCUGAGAACGAUAUUAAUAAUUCAUUAAAUUUUGUGAAUGUUUGAUAAGAUGUCAAGAGGGUCGAUUUGCAGUUUUGCACUCGGAAUCUGUUAGAAUCCAUUUUGUUAUUAAGUAAAAAUUUGUGACAGAUUCAUUGUGGAUAUUCUUAAAUGUAAUUUUGUUUUGCGACUGUUCGUUUGCAAGUCCCCCCCCCCCCAUGUUUUGCGGGGGGGGGGGGGGCAGGACUCCACCCACUAUAAACUUCGCUCGCCAGUCUAGGCCUCCCCCUCCCUGCACGUAUACUCAGGGCCGGAUUUAGACCGGGGGGGGGGGGGGGG
Molecule: messenger RNA, 3435 nt
Organism: Gigantopelta aegis
Lineage: Eukaryota; Metazoa; Mollusca; Gastropoda; Neomphalida; Peltospiridae
Product: cGMP-specific 3',5'-cyclic phosphodiesterase-like
Exons: 2
Coding region: 111-2639 (842 amino acids)
Biological process (GO): signal transduction
Molecular function (GO): 3',5'-cyclic-nucleotide phosphodiesterase activity; protein binding
Source: RefSeq, a predicted model, not a curated record